GUCAUAGACGUUUUGACCGAGACGGCCAUGGAGGGUCUGAAAGGUUUAAAUUCGGGCGGCAAAGGAGGAAAGCCCAAUUGGAAAGGUGCACUCGCCGGGGUCAAGAGAGGAGCAACACGAGCCGUGAAACGUAAAGCGACGCAAGAGAUUCAACGCGCGUUGUCCAAAAGAGUGAGAAAAGACCUAUUUGGAGUAUGAUUCCCAUUUACUCGAGGCGUGUGAGACGUAUCCCAAUACGACGAACGUAUAAAGGCGGUACGAUCUUCCCAACACGCUCAAAACUUCCAAGCUAUCGUUGGGUGCAGUCCGCACUUAGAAGUUAACGAAGACGACGUAGACGACGACGAUGACGGACAUGGUCGCUCAUGCCAGGUCAGCAGGGGUUCGUAACCCUCGCCUGAACAUGUUCAGCACACCUCCCACGGAUCUCAGCAUGUCAUCUCGUCGUUUGGUGAGAAUCAAUCCGUUCAAUACGGGGAUCAACCCAGUGACCUUCCAAGUCGAUCCGCAAGAAGACUUUAUCGACUUGAACGAGAGUUUCUUCGAGGUGGAAUUGACCGUAAAGAAAAGUGACAAUACGAAUGUGUUGACAGCGGAUGUCCUGGGACUCGCCAACAAUCUGGCUCACACCCUCUUCAAACAGAUCAAUGUGAGAUUGAAUGGCACUCUCAUCAGCCCUCAGACCGAUACUUACCACCUCAAAGCCUACAUCGAGACACUGUUGAACCACGACCGAGACGACGGUGAAACGAUCUUGACACCCAAUGGUUGGUACAACUGUCUCGGUGUACCCGACGACGGAGAUGCUGAUGAAUUGACAAGAGCUCUUGUCACAGCUGGGUGA
Messenger RNA from Orbicella faveolata, 844 nucleotides. RefSeq lists its product as uncharacterized. NCBI's taxonomy places the organism in Eukaryota, Metazoa, Cnidaria, Anthozoa, Scleractinia, Merulinidae. The record is from RefSeq and is a predicted model, not a curated record.